AUGGCGCUCCCCGGCGCGGAAUACUGCGCCGCGAUGCUCGCCGUGUGGCGGCUCGGAUGGAUAGCGGUUCCGUUGUCUCCCUCGCAUCCCAUCGGGGAGCUCACGCACGCGAUACGCGAGGCGCGGGUGGAGAUCGUCUUCGUCACCGACAACCUGCUCGACAAAGUCGCGGACCUGGGUGACUUGUGCCCCGUUCGAGCCUUGAGAUACAUCGACGACGUCCCUCGCGAUCGCGACGUCGCAUCGCGCGACGACUUGACGAACAGUCCCGAACCAACACCAAACGACGGCGCCCUCGUCAUCUUCACCAGCGGCACGACCGGCGCGCCGAAAGCCGCGCUGCACACGCACGCGUCGCUCGCCGCACAGAUCAAAUCUCUCACAAAGGCGUGGGGCUGGAACGGCGCGGAUAAGAUCCUUCACGCGCUGCCGCUGAACCACGUGCACGGCAUCGUGAACGCGUGGAUGUGCGCGCACGCCGUCGGCGCCGAGGUGACGUUCUGCGCCAAGUUCUCCGCGACGCAGUGGUGGCGGGUCGUCGUUGAUGACUAUGAACAAACAAAUAGACAAACUCCGACGACGAUUUUCAUGGGCGUGCCCACCAUGUACGUGCGUCUGAUCCAGGCGUACGACGCCGUGGAGAGCGAGGAACGCCGGCGGGAGAUGUCCGCCGCCGCGUCCAAGUUGAGGCUGUGCGUCAGCGGGUCCGCGGCGAUGCCAACGCCCGUCGCCAAGCGGUGGUCUGAGUUAACAAAUGGUAAAGAGUUGUUGGAGCGGUACGGCGCUACGGAGAUUGGCAUGGCGCUGUCGCAACCCCUGCGCGGGCGACGCGUACCCGGGCGCGUCGGCCAUCCCUUACCGGGCGUGCGGGUGAAGCUCGUGGAUGGGGAGCUUCGAGUCAAGGGCCCGGGGGUGUUCGGUGGGUACGUCGGCAGGCCGGAGGCGACGGCGGCGUGCUUCGACGAGGACGGAUACUUUCUCACGGGUGACUCUGUGGAGUACGACGAAAACCUCGGGUACGGGAUCAUGGGUCGGACCUCCGUGGACAUCAUCAAGCACGGCGGGUACAAGCUGAGCGCGCUGGAGAUCGAGUCCGCGGUGUUGGAGCACCCCGGCGUGGGUGAGUGCGCGGUUUGCGGCGUUCCGGACGACGUCUACGGCGAGAUCGUGGGGUGCGUGCUGGCGCCCGGGCCCGGCGGCUCGGACUGUGGCCUGGUUUCUUCGCCGCCGCCCACCGCGGAGGCACUGCGCGCGUUCCUGAGAGACAGGUUGGCGAGUUACAAGGCCCCGGGCGUGGUCGUGGUCGUGGACGCCGUGCCGCGCAACGCGAUGGGGAAGGUGAACAAGCGGUCGCUGGUCGGGCUCUUCGGCUCGAAGUGAUGA
This is a messenger RNA of Micromonas commoda, 1383 nucleotides long. RefSeq lists its product with no specific name. The coding region runs from base 1 to 1380 and encodes 459 amino acids. NCBI's taxonomy places the organism in Eukaryota, Viridiplantae, Chlorophyta, Mamiellophyceae, Mamiellales, Mamiellaceae. Gene Ontology annotation, biological process: fatty acid metabolic process. The transcript has a single exon. The record is from RefSeq and is a predicted model, not a curated record. Gene Ontology annotation, molecular function: medium-chain fatty acid-CoA ligase activity.